Sphaerodactylus townsendi is the source of this 956-nucleotide messenger RNA. It is a transcript of the gene MRPL24, whose product is annotated as mitochondrial ribosomal protein L24. Gene Ontology annotation, cellular component: ribosome; mitochondrion. The transcript is spliced from 5 exons. Gene Ontology annotation, biological process: translation. Gene Ontology annotation, molecular function: RNA binding; structural constituent of ribosome. The record is from RefSeq and is a predicted model, not a curated record. NCBI's taxonomy places the organism in Eukaryota, Metazoa, Chordata, Lepidosauria, Squamata, Sphaerodactylidae. Bases 114 to 764 code for a protein of 216 amino acids.
UCGGGCUCCCACAGUGCCCCGCGCGCGAGGAAGAGGAGGGCCCUGCCGGCGGGGGCUCCUGAGCGGGUGCAGAGCGCGGCUGCGGUGCGUGCAGGGGGGGGGGGGGCGAGGCCAUGCGGCUGUGGGCGCUGCUGUCGGCGGCCCAGAAGGCGCCUCUGCCCCGCGGCUACCGCUACGGCAUGAACAAGCCCGGCUCGGCGGCCGACAAGGUCCGCAACCCGCCCGGCCUGCGGCGCAAGAGGGUCUUCGUGGAGCCCAUCGACGACGCCGACUGGAAGUUCUUCCAGGGAGACACGGUGCAGGUGCUGAAGGGGAAGGACGCGGGCAAGCUGGGGCUGGUGGCCCAGGUCAUCCGCCAGCGCAACUGGGUCGUCCUCGAGGGCCUCAACGUGCAUUACCGGUACGUGGGGAAGUCGGCCGUCUACCCGGGCACCUACGUGGCCAGCGAAGCCCCGCUGCUGGUGAAGGACGUCACCUUGGUCGACCCCUCCGACAGGAAGCCCACGGAAGUGGAAUGGCGGUACACCGAGGAGGGUGAGCGCGUCCGCGUUUCUUUGCGAACGGGCCGCAUCAUCCCGAAACCCAUCGAGCAAAGGGAGGACGGUAUCAUCCCAGAGCAGUGGAAAGAUGGCCCCAAGGACACGUCCGUGGAGGAUGCCCUAGAGAAGACGUUCGCCCCUUCCCUGAAGACCUUCCAAGAGGAAAUAAUGGAGUUGCAGGGAAUUGUCGAGACUCGCCAGUUCCGGAAAUCCUAUUGGUAUUGACGUUUCCGUAGUCAGCUAGACAGCGAGGGCAUCACCGGAUUGGACACGGACGGACCUUCCGGCCGACCAGGGCAGCCUGGCAGAAGUUUUUCUUUUUUGCAACGUUGGCCCCCUUAUUCGGGGAAGGGGGUUUGACUGUGGUCUUGCCAGAAAGGCCUUUGGUUUUUUUAAAAUAAAUAAGGAGCAAGCCCA